AUGUCGGCAAGCAUAGGUUCCUCGACGAGAGGGUCUGAAUGGGAGGGUGAUCCAACGAUUUAUCAGACCCGGUUUGCUCAACAAGAUGUCGAAGAUAGACUCGAAACUACCUCUCAAGACGAGGCCGUGAACCAUCUCGUCCGGUCUUACAGCCUGGGGUUGGUCCGCACCACCUCACGCGUGGAUCCGAGUAUUAAUCCGUUUCUUUCGACACAUCCGGAACUGGACCCGAGUAGCCUUGAGCAAUUCAAUGCAAAGAAGUGGGCUCGAGCUCUUCUUCAACACUCGACCAACCACCCGGACAAAUAUCCCCGUCCAACGGCGGGCGUCUCGUACCGCGACUUGUCCGUGUAUGGGCAAGGUCUCGGUUCUUCCGACUAUCAGAAGGACGUUCUAAACGUCUUAUACCAGGGCCCUGAACUUCUCAAACGAUGGAUCCGUCAGCGUUGGAGCAAAGUUCCCAUUCUCGAUAACUUCGAGGGCCUCGUUAGGAGCGGCGAGUUGUUGUUGGUGCUAGGGCGUCCGGGCAGUGGUGUCUCGACACUUCUGAAGACAAUUGCUGGAGAAACCAAAAACCUCCAAGUUGACCCGAAUGCGCGGAUCUGUUACCAAGGCAUCUCGAGUGACGUUAUGCACCGGACGUUCCGCGGCGAAGUAAUCUACCAGGCCGAAAACGAUGUCCACUUCCCACAUCUCACCGUGGGCCAAACCCUCCUAUUCGCCGCACUCGCCCGCACCCCCCAGAACAGGCUCCCCGGUGUUAGCAGGCAGCGGUAUGCGGAACACCUCCGUGAUGUCGUAAUGGCAGUUUUUGGAAUAUCUCAUACGAUUAAUACCAAAGUCGGGGACGACUUUGUCCGUGGUGUUAGUGGUGGAGAGCGCAAGCGUGUGAGCAUCGCGGAGGUCACCUUGAACCAGAGCCUUAUCCAGUGUUGGGAUAAUAGUACACGUGGCUUGGAUAGCGCGACUGCCCUCGAAUUUGUGCGGACACUUCGCCUCGGUACGGACUUGGCUGGGAUCUCUGCCAUCGUUGCUAUGUACCAAGCAUCUCAGCAAGCAUAUGAUGUAUUUGACAAAGUAGCAGUCCUGUAUGAGGGGCGACAAAUCUAUUUUGGUCCCAAGGAUGAAGCUAAACAGUAUUUCGUUGACAUGGGCUAUCAUUGUCCAGACCGUCAGACAACCGCCGAUUUCCUUACAUCUCUCACAAACCCAGCCGAGCGCAUCGUCCGACAAGGCUUUGAAGGGAAAGUCCCUCGCACCCCCGACGAGUUUGCCAAAGCCUGGAACACUAGCAAUGCGAGGGCGCGUCUCAUGGAAGAUAUUGCCUCAUUCGAGGAACAGUACCCCGAGGAUGGAGUGCAGGUUGAGAAACUGUUGCAUUCGCGCAAGACUCAGAAGGCACCUUUGACGCGACCCAAGUCGCCGUAUAUUUUGUCACUGCCGAUGCAGAUCUGGCUCUGCAUGACUCGCGGUUAUCAGCGCCUUUUGGGAGAUAUGAUGUUCUUCAUCGUCACAGUUGGUGGCAAUCUCGUCAUUUCCAUCGUGCUCGGAAGUGUCUUCUAUGAUCUUCCGAAGGAUGCGUCGAGUAUCAACUCUCGCUGUGUACUGCUCUUUUUUGCCAUUCUGUUCAAUGCUUUGAGCAGUGCUCUCGAGAUUUUGUCUCUUUAUGCUCAACGUCCCAUUGUUGAAAAGCACCAUCGAUACGCCCUGUACCGUCCCGUUGCUGAGGCCAUAUCAUCCACCAUCUGCGAUCUCCCCUGCAAAAUUCUCUCGUCGAUCUGCUUCAACAUCCCCCUCUACUUCAUGGCCCAACUCCGACAAGAAGCGGAUGCCUUUUUCAUUUUUCUUCUUUUCAGCUUCACCAGCACUUUGACCAUGUCCAUGAUUUUCAGAACUAUUGCUCAGACUUCUAGGACUGUUCACCAAGCGCUCACACCAGCGGCUUUAUUCAUCAUCCUACUUGUUAUCUACACCGGUUUCAUCCUUCCUAUCCGAGACAUGCAGGGUUGGCUCCGCUGGAUCAACUACUUGAAUCCGAUAGGAUACGCUUAUGAGAGUCUAAUGGCAAAUGAGUUCAGUGGACGUCUGUUCCCUUGUCAACAAUAUGUGCCUGCUUACCCCGACGCCGGUCCGCUGGAGAGGACUUGUGGAACUCCCGGUGCGAGGCCGGGGGAAGACUUUGUCGAUGGUGGUUUUUAUAUCAACGCCAACUACGAGUACUCCAGGUCCCAUAUGUGGAGGAAUUUUGGUAUUCUUUGGGCUUUCAUCGUCUUCUUCUUCGGCGUGUACCUCUUGGCAGCCGAGUUCAUAACGACGGACCACUCAAAAGGAGAGGUCUUAAUUUUCCGGCGGAAAUUUGCACUUCUGAAUGCUCAAAAGAAGGAAGUUGAUGAAGAGAGUCCGAGUUGGGGGAAAGAGGCUAUGUCCUCCACGGGUCGAAUUACCCCAUCAGGCGCUCCCCCGACCACGGAUUCGGCCUCGAAGGACAUCUUCCACUGGAAGGACGUUUGUUACGACAUCACCAUCAAGGGAGAGCCUCGUCGGAUUCUUGACCACGUUGAUGCAUGGGUCGAGCCAGGAAAGGUCACAGCGCUGAUGGGUGUUUCGGGAGCUGGAAAGACAACGCUCCUGGAUGUGCUAGCAGAUCGAGUGACCAUGGGUGUUGUAACCGGGGAUAUCCACGUCAACGGCCUCCCACGAGACCGCUCCUUUCAACGAAAGACCGGAUACGUCCAACAGCAAGACAUACACCUCGAGACCAGUACCGUCCGAGAAGCCCUGCGCUUUAGUGCGGUGCUCAGACAGCCGGCUUCGGUGACAAAGAAAGAAAAAUAUGAAUGGGUUGAGGAAAUGAUCCAUCUUCUCGAGAUGGAGCCAUAUGCGGAUGCUAUUGUUGGAGUUCCCGGUCAAGGCCUGAAUGUAGAGCAACGAAAACGUCUAACAAUCGGCGUGGAACUUGCUGCUAAGCCCGACCUGCUUCUUUUCCUCGAUGAGCCUACAUCCGGUCUUGACAGCCAAACCGCCUGGUCCAUUGCCACGCUCAUUCGCAAGCUUUCGUUAAAUGGCCAAGCCAUCCUCUGCACUAUUCACCAACCAUCUGCCAUGCUAUUCCAACAAUUCGAUCGCCUUCUACUCCUGGCCAAAGGUGGCAAGACUGUGUACUUUGGUGAGAUCGGAGAGAACUCAAGCACUCUCACGGGUUACUUUGAACGGUUCGGGGCGGACCCCUGCGGUGCUGGUGAGAACCCUGCGGAAUGGAUGCUGAGUGUCAUCGGGGCUGCUCCGGGCGCCAAAGCUAAACGCGACUGGGUCCAAACUUGGAGAGAGAGCGCUGAGUACACUGAAGUUAGACGUCACCUUGCCGGUCUAGAGUCACGGGCACAGUCAGGCAGGACGCUCGAUCAAGAAGUACAAACCCCGGACGGAAAGCUCUCGGAACCGUCGACUUAUGCAGCUCCUUUCCACGUUCAACUUGCGGUGUGCUUAAAUCGAGCCUUCCAGCAAUAUUGGCGAACUCCGUCGUACAUUUACUCGAAAAUCGUUCUGUCCGGUGGUACCAGUUUUAUCAUCGGCCUUUCUUUCUACCAAGCCCCCUUAUCUAUGCAAGGUCUCCAGUCUCAAAUGUUCGCCAUUUUCAUGCUCCUCGUUGUCUUCGCCUUCCUCGUCUACCAGACAAUGCCGAACUUCAUUCUCCAGCGUGAGCAGUACGAAGCCCGCGAACGCGCCUCCCGCACCUAUUCCUGGCGUGCCUUCAUGCUCGUCAACAUCCUUGUUGAAUUGCCGUGGAACACCGUUGUCGCACUCAUUAUCUUCUUCCCCUUCUACUAUCUCGUGGGCAUGGAUAAAAACGCCGAGCCUACUGACGCCGUGACGCAAAGAGGGGGAUUGAUGUUUUUGCUCGUCUGGGCUUUCAUGCUUUUCGAGUCGACUUUCGCCGAUAUGGUCGUUGCAGGGGCGCCGACAGCAGAGGUUGGGGCGACAAUUGCGCUGUUGUUGUUUGCGCUCUGCUUGAUCUUUUGCGGUGUCAUCGUGCCAGUUCAGAGCCUACCUGGUUUCUGGGAGUUCAUGUACAGAGUAUCGCCAUUGACUUACCUCGUCGGCGCCAUGCUAUCCACAGGCGUCGCUCAAAUCGCCGUCUCAUGCUCGGAGCUCGAGGUCCUUCACUUCCUACCUCCACAGGCCGCCAACAUUACCUGUGGCGAGUACAUGGCUCCUUACCAGCAGUUGGCCAGCGGUACCGUACUCAAUCCCAGCAGCACCCAGGCCUGCGAAUUCUGCCCGCUCGCCCAGACCGAUGCGUUCCUGGCAUCCGUGAACAUCUUUUACAGCGAAAGGUGGAGAAACUACGGGCUCAUGUGGGCGUACAUUGUUUUCAAUGUGUUUGCUGCCUUGGCCCUCUACUGGCUAGCCCGAGUACCGAAGAGGAAGGCCGUACUUUUCCAAACCAAUACUCUAUAG
Scedosporium apiospermum is the source of this 4458-nucleotide messenger RNA. Its product is annotated as ABC transporter CDR4. NCBI's taxonomy places the organism in Eukaryota, Fungi, Ascomycota, Sordariomycetes, Microascales, Microascaceae. Gene Ontology annotation, cellular component: membrane. Gene Ontology annotation, molecular function: ATP hydrolysis activity; ABC-type transporter activity; ATP binding. Gene Ontology annotation, biological process: transmembrane transport. The transcript is spliced from 11 exons. The coding region runs from base 1 to 4458 and encodes 1485 amino acids. The record is from RefSeq and is a predicted model, not a curated record.